AUGGAUGAUAUUUUAAAUUGCAAACCAGAGCUCUUGGACGAUUAUUACGGGUUACUCGGAUGCGAUGAGUUAUCUUCGGUAAGAUAGUUUGUUUUCCCACUAGCAAUAACGUUAGCUAGCUAGGCUAAAUAAAUGUGACGACCUGUUGAGAUAUGGAUCUCAUACUGUGCAGUGAAAGUGGCGUAGCUUGGUAUAAUUUCAUGCACCUUUUGUCAGUGACUGCUAUAACGAUUUUGAUUGUCAGUUCAACCAGCUUUUAAGGCCAUGGCAAAUGUAACAUAAUGUAUAUGAAUAAAACUUUCAUGAUGUGUCUUUGUUUUUAGACAGAACAGAUUGCCAAUGAAUACAGAGUAAGGGCCUUGGCAUGCCAUCCAGACAAGCACCCUGAGAAUCCAAGAGCAGGUAAUGGAUCAAUUCUGUGUGAUUGUGCCCCUCUUGUGUACUGUGACAGGUGAUGAUUGUCAUGUACAGUGCCUUCAGAAAGUAUUCAUACCCCUUGACUUAUUCCACUUUGUUGGGUUUCAGCCUGAAUUCAAAAUUGAUUUAAUUGUUUUUUUCUCACCCAUCUACAUACCAUACCCCAUAACGACAAAGUGAAAACAUGUUUUUAGACAUUUUUGCAAAUGUAUUGAAAAUGAAAUACAGAAAUAUCUCAUUUACAUAAAUAUUCACACCCGUUAGUCAAUACUUUGUAGAAGCACCUUUGGCAGCGAUUACAGCUGUGAGCCUUUCUAGGUAAGUCUCUAAGAGCAUUCCACACGUGGAUUGUGCAACAUUUGUCCAUUUAUUAUUUUCAAAAAUCUUCAAGCUCUGUCAAAUUGGUUGUUGAUCAUUGCUAGACAAACAUUUUUAGGUCGCCAUAGAUUUUCAAGUAAAUUUAAGUCAAAACUGUAACUCAGCCUCUCAGGAAUAUUCACUGUCUUCUUGGUAAGAAACUCCAGUGUAGAUUUGGCCUUGUGUUUAAGGUUAUGUCCUGCUGAAAGGUGAAUUCAUCUCCCAGUGUCUAGUGGAAAGCAGACUGAACUAGGUUUUCCUCUAGGCUUUUGCCUGUGUUUAGCUUCAUUCAGUUUCUUUUUUAUCCUGGAAAAACUCCCCAGUCCUUAACGAUUACAAGCAUACCCAUAACAUGAUGCAGCCACCACUAUGCUUGAAAAUAUGGAGAGUGGUGCUCAUGUAACAGUGUUGCUUCCGUCCCUCUCCUCGCCCCUACCUGGGCUUGAACCAGGGACCCUCUGCACACAUCGACAACAGUCACCCUCGAAGCACCGUUACCCGUCGCUCCACAAAAGCCGCGGCCCUUGCAGAGCAAGGGAAACAACUACUUCUAGGUCUCAGAGCGAGUGACGUCACCGAUUGAAAUGCUACUAGCGCGCACCGCUAACUAGCUAGCCAUUUCACACCGGUUACACUCAGUAAUGUGUUGUAUUGGAUUUGCCCCAAACAUAUGUAUUCAGGACAAAAAGUUAAUUGCUUUACCACAUUUUUUGCAGUAUUACUUUAGUGCCUUGAUGCAUGUUUUUUGAAUAUGUUGUAUUCUGUACAGGCUUCCAUCUUUUCACUCUGUCAAUUAGGAGUAACUACAAUGUUGAUCUAUCCUCUGUGUUCUCUUAUCACAGCCAUUAAACUCUGUAACUUUUUAAAAGUCACCAUUGGCCUCAUGAUGAAAUCCCUGAGGAACGGACACUGAGUUAGGAAGGACGCCUGUAUCUUAGUAGUGACUGGGUGUAUUGAUAAACCAUCCAAAGUGUAAUUAAUAACUUGACCAUGCUCAAAGGGAUAUUCAAUGUCUGUUUUUAGUUUUUUACCCAUCUACCAACAGGUGCCCUUCUUUGCGAGGCAUUGGAAAACCUCCCUGGUCUUUGUGGUUGAAUCUGUGUUUGAAAUUCACUGCUUGACUGAGGGACCUUACAGAUAAUUGUAUGUGUGGGGUACAGAGAUGAGGUAGUCAUUCAAAAAUCAUGUUAAACACAAUUUUUGAACACAGAGUGAGUCCAUGCAACUUAUUAUGUGACUCGAUAAGCACAUUUCUACUUCUGAAUCUAUUGAUGCUUGCCCUAACAAAUGGGUUGAAUACUUAUUGACUCAAGACAUUUCAGCUUUUCAUUUUUUAUUAAUUUGUAAACAUUUCGAAAAACAUAAUUCCAAUUUGACAUUAUGGGGUAUUGUGUGUAGGCCAGUGACCAAAAAUCUCAAUUUAAUCAAUUUUAAAUUCAGGCUGUAACACAACACAAUGCGGAAAAGUUUAAGUUUUGUGAAGACUUUCUGAAGGCACAUAAAUGUCAAUAUAUUUGUGUCAUAAAAAUGUCAUCGCAAUAAUCCUAUCCAUGCUCAUCAUUAUGUCAUCAUUUUGUUGCAGUGGAAGAGUUUCAGAAGUUGCAGGAAGCCAAGGAGGUUUUGUGCAAUGAAAAAAGUAGAAGAAACUAUGAUGUAUGGAAAAGAAGUGGAAUUACCAUUCCAUUCCAUGGCUGGCUAGCCCUUGGCGACUCUGUCAAAACAGUAUGUACAGUACCAGUCCAAAGCUGUCAUCAAGGCAAAGGGUGGCUAUUUGAAGAAUCUCAAAUAUAAAAUAUAUUUUGAUUUGUUUAACACUUUUUUGGUUACUACAUGAUUCCAUAUGUGUUAUUUCAUAGUUUUGAUGUCUUCCCUAUUAUUCUACAAUGUAGAAAAUAGUAAAAAAUAAAGGAAAACCCUUGAAUGAGUAGGUGUGUCCAAACUUUUAACUUGUACUGUAUAUUAUGAGAAUCAUAAUUAUGAUGUAAAGGGGUGCUCUUUCAUAGAACAAAUAAUGGGGCACUAGUCCACUUGUUAACAUAAUAACAAAGCAUAACAAAGAGUUGUCAAACUUUACACUGCCUACAUUUAAUCAGGUGACCUAAGGUCAAGUAUUAUGUAACUGAGAUAAGCCCAUUCAAAAAAUGUAUCCUGUGUUGAAUGCAUACAUUAUAUUAUGUUAAACACACUUUAUCUGAUUGUGUUUUUUAAUGUUUGGGUACGUUGCUCUCUGUCCUCAGUCAAUGCAUUGGGCUGUGAGGACCAAAAAGGAGCCCAUGCUGGAGAGCUCUAAAGCAACAUUCCCUAACAGUUCCCAAGACAGAGACUGUACUGACCACGAGGUACCAGAGAUGCCUUCACCAGAUGCAGUGCCAUCAUCAAGUGAGGACAUAGCCUAGUUUUAAAUGAUUUUCAUGUUUACAGGUACUUUUGCCAACAUAUAGUUAGACAGAACUAAAAUCCAACAUGCAAUAUUGGUUAUGGUAAUAUACCACUAACCUUAUGGGAAUAUAAUGCUUCAAAUGAGGCUCUUGGUCUAAUCUUAUUUGAUUUAAAUGUCUUAUUAAAUAACUGUACCUUUUUAUUUUUAAUCAUAUUUUUGAUGUCCCCAUUAUCCAGGUGAUUACUGCCAUCGCCAUUUUCGGUGGGCUUCUGACUCCCCAUCCAGUCUUCUGCGGAAAUUCAGAAAUUAUGAAAUCUAA
Coregonus sp. 'balchen' is the source of this 3473-nucleotide messenger RNA. The record is from the annotation of a GenBank genome assembly. Lineage: Eukaryota; Metazoa; Chordata; Actinopteri; Salmoniformes; Salmonidae.